Molossus molossus (Pallas's mastiff bat) is the source of this 3621-nucleotide messenger RNA. It is a transcript of the gene FRMPD2, whose product is annotated as FERM and PDZ domain containing 2. Gene Ontology annotation, molecular function: protein binding. The record is from RefSeq and is a predicted model, not a curated record. Lineage: Eukaryota; Metazoa; Chordata; Mammalia; Chiroptera; Molossidae. Gene Ontology annotation, cellular component: cytoskeleton.
AUGCGCCCCACAGGCAUGAGCCCAGCCUCUGUGGCCCUGGCCAGUGCCCUGCAGGCCAGGACGAAGCUCUGUCAGGAGGAGAUCUGGUCCCUCUGGUUUCUGGCUGCGCAGCGGCUCCUGGAAGACCUCUCUGAGGGUUCCUCGGACUACGUGGUCUGCCCCUGGUCCACCUUGCUUUCUGUGUUCGGAAGCGUGUCUUUCCAAGGCCACGUGUCUCACGCAGAGGCUGCUCGUCUCAAGGCCCCUGGACGGCUACAGCAGCAGAGCAGCAAGAGCAGCCCGGUGCAGCUCGGCCCCCCCGCCUGCGCUCACUCCGCACGGCCCUGGUCCACCAGCGUGCGCAGCCUUCGUGGGAAAGCCACUGCAGCUCCGGGAGCCCCUGCGCCGGGUUCUGCUGAGCAAGUGAGCUCCGUUCUGCCGAGCAUGUGCGCAGACCAGCCUGGCAGGCGGUGGCCGCUGCGCUCCGUUCUGGAAGCUUCCUGGCUGCAUGGGGAAGCGGCUGCACACCCAGUCUCUGCGCAUCUCCACAUCAGACAGCUGCUCGGCAUGGUUUGGGGCACCAUCUGCGAGGCCAGUCGCGCCUCCCGCUGGAGCUCCCCAGGACUUCCCGGAGAGCAGGCCCGGCUCUGCACCCCUCUCUCUGAGGGGGCACAUAGCCCAUGGCCAGACACUCCUUCUCCAAGGCGUUUCCUGCAAAGAAAGGCAAAGUGCUCCAGGCCGGAGUUGGUCCUGCUGGCUGCAGAGGCCCCGUGACUGCACCUGCCUGGAGCCAUCGCGACCAAAAAAGGGAAAUCCUGUUGGACCCUCAGGGACCUCUUGAGUGGGCAGAAUCUGGAGGUGAGAUGUGACAUCACAGCCACAACGGGGGCCAUCUUCAAUGCUGUCAUGUCCUUCGCCAAACUUGGGGAGCUCACCUACUUUGGCCUGGCCUACAUGAAAGGUAAGGAGUUCUUUUUCCUGGACAACAAAACCAGCCUGUGCAAAAUAAGCCCCGACGGCUGGGGUGACCGCUGCAUGUCGAGGUCCUUCUCGCUCUUCCUGAGGGUCCGGUUCGUUGUCAGCCACCACGGGCUGCUCUGUCAGAGCCAGACAAGACAUCUUUACCUGCAGCUUCGGAAAGACGUCCUGGAGAAGCUGCACGGCAGUGAUGAGCCGCGGCUGCGGCUGGGGGUCCUCGCCCUGCAGGCCGAGUUCGGCAGUUACCCCGAGAAGCAGGUAGGGACCCGGGCCUAUUCCCACGUUGACUACAUCCCAGCAGGUCUGAUGGAGACGACCUUUGUCGAGGCCCAGCUCCAAGUGUCAGCGAUGCACCGGCUCAGUCCUGUGCUGGGAGAGGAUGCUGAGCUGGAGUUCUUGAGGGUCCCUCAGCAGCUCCCGGAGUGAGGCAUGCUGGUCCACCGAGUUCUUCCGGACAAGGCACGGCCUGCAGGGGACAUGACCUUGGCCUGUGCCAGGGGUGUCAUAGUGUAUGAAGUGAAAGACGGCAGCAGAAUUGCAACUUUACGAUUUCAGUGAAGAGAAAUUGGGAAGAUUUCCACUUAUCGGAAGACGUUCACCAUCACAGGCAGCAUCACCGGGGAAAAGCACACGUUUGUCACUAAUUCGGCCAAGACCUGUAAAUAUUUACUGGGCCUCUGCCCCGCCCAGCAUGGCUUUGACGCUCGGAUGAAUGGACGAGCCCAGCCUCAUGAUGGCCCGUCAGCCUCGCCGUUUGGCCCUGAUUUUGCUCGCUGUGAUAAGUGUGUGCAGAUGGCCAGUUGGAGUCUUGCACACCUGGCGCAGUCCAAGCCGCUCCCUCGGACUCAGAGAUUGUAAUGCUCAGAAGACACGCUACCUGCAUGGAGGCUGGAGGACCCUGCCGAGGGCCUGCUGGGCACGUCACUGGACAGCGUCACCGUGGACACCCGCAGCGACACGGGAGCACUGGGCACUGGAGCCCCACACCGGCGGGAACAGCUGGAGAGCGCCUGUUUGGUCCAGAAGCCAAUGCCGUGUGGCCCUCUCUCUGGGCUGCCUGUUCGGAGUGUGUGCACAGGGUCACAAAAUAAGAGAACAGACUUUACAGCUGAACUGGAUCGAGAUAUCAUACAUGUGACACUGAACUGGGACCCACGUCGUGGUUUUGGUUUUGUCAUUAACGAGGGAGAAGAUGUAGGCAGAGUUGACCCUGGGGUCUUUAUAUCCUCAAUAUUACCUGGGGGACCGGCUGAAAAGGCUAAAACGAUCAAACCAGGAGGGCAGAUACUAGCCUUGAAUCACAUCGGUUUGGAGGGCUUCCCAUUCGACAUGGCUGUUAGAAUGAGUCAGAAUUCUCCUGACAACACAGAGCUACUCAUUUCUCAGUCAAGGCGUGCUGGUGGAAACACCCCGAGCGAGGAGAACAGCGCAGCCAACUCCGGGGUCUUCUCGCCAGGCAGCCUGAGCGACGGCCCCGGGGCUGUUGUUCCUCACACACAAACCAGUGCCAGUGGAAUCUACUUUGUGGACCCGGUUGAAGAAGAUGGGACCCUUGGGUUCAGCGCAACUGGCGGCAUUAACACAAGUGUGCUCUACAGAGGGAUCUACGUGAAAUCCAUCAUUCCUGGAGGACCUGCUGCCAAGGGAAGGCAGAUCCUAUGGGGCGACAGGCUCCUGCAGGUAGACAGGAGGUGUCUGCGCGGCCUCCCCCACGAGCAGGCCCUGCAGCGCCUCCAGGACUCAGCGCAGGUUGCAAGACUGGUCUUAGAGAGAAGAGGCCCCAGUGCGCAGCAGUGUCCUUGUGUUAAUAACAGGAUGGGAGUUGAAUGCACGGCUGUUUCCUUGGCAACAGCCUUGCCUGACAGGCCUGCAAGCUGUGCCCUGGUGACAGAUGGUGCGAGGUUUGAAGUCAAACUGAGAAAGAACGCCGGUGGUCUGGGGUUCGGUUUUGUGCAGCUGGAGAGAGACAGCUGCAGCCACCUCGAGAAGGCUGUGGGGAUCAAGCGGCUCUCCCCAGGGCAGCCCGCGGCGGAGAACGGGGCCAUCGCAGCCGGUGACGUCGCCCCGGCUGUCAAGGGAAAGCCUACCGCAGGCCACAUGUUCGAGCUCCCCUUCCCUGUCCAGCGGGUCUGGGCAGCCCAGUUUGCCUUAGAGGGCAGCCGGAGGGACAGCGCCUGCCCAGACGCAGGGGGCGGCCUGGACCCCCGGCCCCAGGCUUUCCAACAGGCCACCGGAGAGGCACAGCGGGGCCAAGACAGAAAGCGACGCUGGGCCUCUUCCCGGAUGCGUCCUGGGGACCCCCACCCUCACGGAUGCGGCCUGCACCGGGACACAGACGCUGCGCCGUUGGCCAGCGCUCUGGAGAGGGACGUGGGGAGGACCUGCUAUUCCCUUUGUGACAUCAGAAGACGUGAAACUCCUAAAUUGGACAAGGAUGAUGAGAAAGGUGACAUGAGCCAUCCACCCAAAGUCCCCUCUCCCACCGUGGAGGAUGAAGUGUUUCUCCCCAUCAACUGUACGUCGGAAGUCCAGCUGCCCUGUGGAGAAUGUCUGGAGGGCGAUUCAGGGAGCAUUCCCUUGCUGCAGUUCUGUUCCCCAGGCGCGCCCUCAGAGUCUUUGCUUCGGAAGAACCCCAUGACAGUGAGAGCAAAUGGGAAGACCUAG